CCCAACCCAGGAUUGGAGCGUAGCUUCUCAUUCAGUUUUGCCAGAGCUCUGCAUUUGUUGAGUGUGGUGGUUCCUGGCGAACCAGCACUCUUUAAGCUAGAUUCGGCGGAGCUGGUAAUUCAUCUCGGGACCAGCAAACAGCUGCCAGCCACAAAAGGGGGAGCUAAGCACCACUCCAGCAAAAGCGAGGUUAGGCAGCAGCUACCGUCUGGAAUAUAGUUUUACAGGGGCUAACAACCAUCAAUAAACCCCAAGCAGACAACACAGCACUCCCGGGAACUGAACCAACAAACGGGGAGCAAGGGCUCAGCAGCCAGACAGUGGCAAAGCAUCAAGGGGGUAGAAGCAGACAGUGGAAGAUCCCCCGUGAGUCUAACAUCGGAACUUCCUAAGGAGCCGGAGGCCAGGGUACAGACUUUAAAGUCAGCAUGCAGCACUCGGAUUUUAUAUAAACUAUGAGCGGAAACGUGGAGACCUUACUGUAAAAGGAAUGUAAGCAGUGAUUUAUCCAAGUGCAAAACUAGGACUUCUGUAAAGGAAUAGACAGUGGGUAAGCGAUCAGAUCACACUAAAUCUCAGCCUCUCCUGCCUUAAGAAAGAGCCAGACCAAUGGAGGGGUAUUUGAGCUGAUGACCAGCCAUAACACAGGGAGUUGGAGAAGGGUAUCGGGGUGAACCAGUCCGUACACUUUGAAGAAUAUUUAUACGACCAGGAGCAUAGACUUAACUUCGGAAAUAAUGGUAUAACAGCAGGAGGGCGAUUGUAAAAUACAAUCACUGGGAUCGAGAGGCGUGAUAAGCAGGCAAGCUUAUAAUAAAAAGGAACGGAUCGGUGUGCUUCUACUUAGACCCUUUAAAGAAGCAUUAGGGUCAGUGUGAAAUCUGUGGAACUAGUAGGAGAGCAGGGCUGGUGCCAUAUACCGUUUUACACUGGCCAGGAUCUCUGUUUAAGGAACGGGGUAUACUAGGCUACUGACCAGUGUACACAUACUGUGGAACUCACUUAUACCUGUGUCCAACAUGGAUCUAUGGUCACCAUUCAGGACCGUCAUUCCUUUCCUCUUUAUCGUGUUCCAGUCCAGCUUAGCUGUUGAAGAAACAUUAAUGGACACAAAGUGGGCAUCAUCAGAAUUGAGCUGGACAGCAUAUCCAGAGAAUGGAUGGGAAGAGGUUAGUGGAUAUGAUGAAGCAAUGAAUCCAAUUCGCACUUACCAGGUGUGUAACGUCAUGGAGCUCAAUCAGAACAAUUGGUUACGGACCACGUACAUUGAGCGUCAGAAUGCUCAGCGAGUCUAUUUGGAGCUAAAAUUUACAGUUAGGGAUUGUAAUAGCAUUCCCAACAUUCCUGGAUCUUGCAAGGAGACCUUUAAUCUAUUUUAUUAUGAGUCAGAUACUGACUCUGCAACUGAAAGCACUCCUUUCUGGAUGGAGAAUCCUUACAUCAAAGUAGACACCAUUGCUCCAGAUGAAAGCUUCUCCACACUGGAAUCUGGUAGAGUGAAUGUUAAAGUGCGCAGCUUUGGUCCACUGUCAAAGAAGGGGUUCUAUUUGGCUUUUCAGGACCUAGGUGCCUGUAUGUCACUAAUUUCUGCCCGUGUCUACUUCAAAAAAUGUCCCAGCAUCAUUGCCAGUUUUGCCAUGUUCCCUGAAUCUGUAACUGGAGCAGAGCAAACAUCACUGAUCAUAACACCAGGAACAUGUAUUCCCAAUGCUGUUGAGGUGUCAGUACCCUUAAAACUUUACUGUAAUGGAGACGGAGAGUGGAUGGUGCCUGUUGGAUCAUGUACGUGUGCAGCUGGAUUUGAGCCUGCAAUGAAGGACACGCAGUGCCAAGCUUGUAGUCCUGGUACCUUCAAAGCGAAACAAGGAGGAAUACCUUGUAUUCGCUGCCCGCCAUACAGCAAGACCAACUCUGAAGCAUCCACAAUCUGUGCUUGUAAAAAUGGCUUCUACCGCGCAGACAAUGACCCACCAGAUGUGGCCUGCACAGGUGUACCAUCAUCACCCCGAAAUGUGAUAUCUAGUGUAAAUGAGACCUCAGUAAUGCUAGAAUGGAGUGAGCCUCGUGACAUGGGGGGACGAAAUGACCUCCUCUAUAAUGUAAUCUGUAAGAAGUGCAGCAUGGAGAAGCGAGUUUGCACCCGAUGUGACGACAAUGUGGAAUUUCUUCCACGGCAGCUGGGAUUAACAGAGAAACGAGUUUUCAUCAGUAACCUAUUGGCUCACACGCAAUACAGUUUUGAAAUCCAGGCUGUUAAUGGAGUCUCAAACAAGACCCCAUUCUCUCCGCAGUUUUCAUCUGUCAAUAUCACUACAAACCAAGCCGCUCCUUCUCCGGUCCAGACAAUAAAUCUACACGCUACUACUUCUUCCAGCAUUUCGUUAUCCUGGUCACCACCAGACAGACCGAAUGGAAUCAUUCUCGACUAUGAGGUCAAGUACUUUGAAAAGGGUCAGGGAGAUGUAAUAGCCCACACAAUCACCAGCCAAAAGAAUGCAGUUCGUAUAGAUGGACUUAAGUCAGGAACUACUUAUGCAGUUCAGGUUCGUGCAAGGACUGUGGCUGGAUAUGGAAGAUACAGCUCAAUCCUGGAAUGUCAGACUCCUACAGAGAAAGAGGGGGAAGAAAAGAAAAUUGGGGAACAACUACCUCUGAUAGUGGGAUCUGCUACAGCUGGCCUUGUCUUUGUUAUUGUUGUGAUCGUGAUCGCUAUUGUGUGUUUGAGGUGUAACGGAAAAAUGCAGCAUGGGAGAAAUCCUAGUAAUGUGAAAGCAAAUGUGCAUAAAAAGCAAAGAAAACAAAGGAAUGGCUCAGAGUCCGAGUACACAGAAAAACUGCAACAGUACGUUACUCCUGGUGUGAAAGUUUACAUUGAUCCUUUCACUUAUGAGGACCCCAAUGAAGCCAUCCGUGAAUUUGCAAAAGAAAUUGACAUAUCCUGUGUAAAAAUUGAGGAAGUGAUUGGAGCAGUCUGCAUUUUUCAAACAGGAGAAUUUGGGGAGGUCUGCAGGGGUCGUCUGAAGCUUCCUGGACGUAGGGAAAUGUUUGUGGCUAUUAAGACUUUGAAGGUGGGCUACACAGAAAGACAAAGACGAGACUUUUUAGGGGAGGCGAGUAUUAUGGGGCAGUUUGACCAUCCUAACAUCAUUCACUUGGAGGGUGUUGUGACCAAAAGCCGACCAGUUAUGAUCGUCACAGAAUUUAUGGAGAAUGGAGCAUUGGACUCCUUCCUUAGGCUCAACGAUGGGCAAUUUACAGUGAUCCAGCUUGUGGGUAUGCUAAGAGGCAUUGCUGCAGGAAUGAAGUAUCUGUCAGAGAUGAACUACGUUCACCGUGACUUAGCAGCACGCAAUAUCUUGGUCAACAGCAACUUGGUCUGCAAAGUGUCAGAUUUUGGACUUUCUCGCUUUCUAGAGGAUGAUCCUACAGAUCCAACUUAUACCAGUUCACUGGGUGGAAAGAUUCCCAUCAGAUGGACAGCCCCAGAAGCUAUUGCCUAUCGAAAGUUUACUUCAGCUAGUGAUGUCUGGAGCUAUGGUAUAGUCAUGUGGGAGGUGAUGUCAUACGGAGAGCGGCCAUAUUGGGACAUGUCAAACCAAGAUGUUAUCAAUGCUGUGGAACAGGAUUACCGUUUGCCUCCUCCUAUGGACUGUCCAACUGCCCUUCAUCAGCUGAUGCUAGACUGCUGGGUGAAAGACCGAAAUCUAAGGCCUAAGUUUGCUCAGAUAGUUAAUACACUGGAUAAGCUUAUACGGAAUGCUGCCAGCCUCAAGGUGGUCUCAAAUGUCCAUUCAGGCAUGUCUCAGCCCUUGCUGGAUCGUAGUGUUCCUGAUUAUACCACCUUCACCACAGUGAGCGACUGGCUUGAUGCAAUAAAAAUGGGCCGAUACAAGGAGAACUUCGUAAAUGCUGGGUUUGCAUCCUUCGACCUGGUCGUGCAGAUGACAGCCGAGGAUUUGCUAAGAAUAGGAGUCACCUUGGCUGGGCAUCAGAAAAAGAUUCUAAGCAGCAUUCAGGACAUGAGGUUACAGAUGAACCAGACUUUACCAGUGCAAGUCUGAGCAGCAAAGACUCUUGGAUGAAAGCAGGGAGAAGGAAUUAUUAAAUAAAAGUACUAAUAGGAUUAUACAUGCAGUGCCUGGCUUCCUACUUGUUUUCUCUUGUGUGGAGCUUCUUUUUAAAGCUGAUUUCAUGGUACUUAAAGGGACGGCACCAGAUCACUUUGUGGGCAUCAGUUACUGACUACAUUAAAAAGCUCCAAAAUUGCAAAGCACUCAGAAACAUUAUUACUCUGGAUUCAUCUUGAUAACUUUGGAUUCUGUAAAGAGUAAACCGAUCACCAAGAGGAAAAAAAAAACAAGAAUAUAGGAUUUUUAGCCAGUGCUUUAAGAGUCUUCAUAUUGAAGAUAUCUAUUUAAAUGUAAUCAUAGGAUGGACUUGCAUAUUGUGAAUUUUAUCCUGACACCGUAUAUGAUGACCUUCAAAUAAGCAUGGAGGGAUAUAUCAUUAUCUUUUCGUUUUACCAGUUGGAGAAUGAAGAGGAGAAAGGCAACAUAAAAAGGUUGAUCUUAUGCGUAUGUACAGUAUGUGAUAAUUAUAUGUUCUCCAGUGGUCAGUUUCAGUUCUGGAUGGAGGACUACGUUGACACAAGGUUUUCCCAAAAUUGGUAACAAGAAAAAGACAGCUUGGAAUAUUUUCUUCAACCAUGUGAAUGAAGGAUUGGUUGUAUCGGUAAACUCAAGUGGCCAUUUUUCUUCCAGUUUUCUUCCAGUGUCAUGAAGGAGAACAUAUAUAUAUUUUUACAAAUGGUGAGAAUUUGACUAUGAAGUUUUGGAGAGCUUUACUGUAAAGGCCAUCUUCCUUGCUGUCAAAGACAAUCAUUGACCAUGAUCCUGGACAUGGCUCUGGACAGUGCUUCCUUGUCCUUCAUUCACAGCUAGUGUUGUGUCAGCGUGACAAUUCUUAGUGUCUCACAUGGAAAUGAUCUAACUUUCCUUGGUCCCAGAGGAUGUACUUCUCCUGAUAAAUCAAAUGUUCUUCAUCAGCUUUGCUAUUGCCUUCCACUGGAGACUUUCUUUGCAAUGAAUAAUUUGCGCUACUUAGAAAAGCACUAUUGGAUUGUACCAGUUUGGAUUCUGGAUUUAUUUUGCGUGUUCAGAAAUGGGGGAGGGAGAGAGAGAAAACCUCUGUUUCUGAGCACUGUCCUUCAAUAAGUGAUUGCACACGACUUAAAUGAGAAUGAUCCUCAGCCAUGAAAGGGUGCAUAGAGUCUUAGUAAACUAAGCAUCCUGUCCAAGCUGGGUCUCACAUUAUGCACAGGGAUCAACUGUUGUAGGAGAUAAAGUGCCGUCAUUUGAACUAAGUGCUGUUAAAUGCUGUGAUAGUUGCCAAAAUCCUUUCACAUUAUUAUUUUGUCUAACAUGAUGGCAUUUAAAUAAUGAAUUAUCAUGUUUUUUUUUUGUCCCAGUACUGGGGAGGGAUCCUAUAGAAGAGGCAAUAAUAUGUCUGUUUACCUAAGACUGCAAAAGAAUAUAUAUAUAUAUAUAUAUAUAUAUAUAUAUAUAUAUAUAUAUAUAUAUAUUGCUAUAGGUGUACACGAGGUUCCAAGAGGCACUGGAAAAACUGAGCUUAGAAGCUUGUACAUAAUUAUGGCCUUUUUCAUCAUGAUUUUGUACACACACACACACACACACACACACACACACACACACACACACACACACACACUCUAUAUACUUGUUUACGUAACUUGCUAAGUUAAAAUGCAUCCAGAAUUUAAAUAUGAAAAUAUACAGAGCAAAGCAACCUGAAAAGACAUUGAUAAUUAGCAGUUUGGGAACUUUAUUUUUAUUUUUAACCCUCUUAAUUAUACAUACAUACAUACAUAUGCUCAUACAUGUUUUUAUAUAAUUAUAUAUUCCAAAUAUCCAUUUCUUUCAUGAAAAGUAACAGUGCUUUUAUGGACUGUAUCACAAAUGAAAGUUGAUUACAUUUCUUCUUAUUUCUCUUACCUUAACUGUAUUUAGUGAAGCUUAUUUUGCUAACAUUUUGGAUGAUGUACCUACUAAUCUCAGAAAAAAAUUGGAAAACAUCACAUAGAGCUUUUAUUAUUGCUUGACCUCACCAUCUUUGUUAUUCAGUAUGUCAUUUUAAAAAUGUUCCCUCAUAACUGAUUUGCUAAAGUAAGCCAUGAUUACACGAGAGCUUUGAGAAGUAAAUCAAAAAGCAGAGGAGAAUCCCACAAAAAUGUCUGAGUGAACUUGUAAUCACAGAGUGUUCAGCAUUUUUACAGCACACUCUGUACACCUCAGCCCAAAGCUUUGCUCACUUGGAAAGUAUGUAUAGACAUUGCUUGGACUUCUGCCCCUCUUUGGGUGCACAUUUUGAAUGACCCCCCCCCCCC
Messenger RNA from Protopterus annectens (West African lungfish), 6403 nucleotides. It is a transcript of the gene EPHB3, whose product is annotated as EPH receptor B3. The transcript is spliced from 17 exons. Gene Ontology annotation, cellular component: plasma membrane; neuron projection. Bases 1020 to 4061 code for a protein of 1013 amino acids. The record is from RefSeq and is a predicted model, not a curated record. Lineage: Eukaryota; Metazoa; Chordata; Ceratodontiformes; Protopteridae. Gene Ontology annotation, molecular function: ATP binding; protein binding; transmembrane-ephrin receptor activity. Gene Ontology annotation, biological process: axon guidance; cell surface receptor protein tyrosine kinase signaling pathway; protein phosphorylation.